This is a messenger RNA of Heterobilharzia americana, 2177 nucleotides long. The record is from the annotation of a GenBank genome assembly. NCBI's taxonomy places the organism in Eukaryota, Metazoa, Platyhelminthes, Trematoda, Strigeidida, Schistosomatidae.
AACUGAGGUGUUUGUGUCUGGCGCCUGUCGUUUUGACUCUCACAGGACUCCACAGUUAUACUUGAUAAUGAAGAUUGAAGAGGUUCGGAGUACAUCGAAAACUCAAAGAAUAGCUGCUCACACGCAUGUAAAGGGACUUGGCUUAGAUGAAAGUGGCACUGCCUUAUCAAAUGCUUGUGGUCUAGUUGGUCAGGAGUGUGCUCGUGAGGCGGCCGGUAUUGUAGUUGAGAUGAUCCGAUCAAAGAAAAUGGCUGGACGAGCUGUUCUGAUGGCAGGACCUCCAGGUACAGGCAAGACUGCAAUAGCUCUAGCUAUUGCUCAGGAUCUCGGUGGUAAAGUCCCUUUUUGCCCAAUGGUUGGGAGUGAGGUAUACUCUUCUGAAAUCAAAAAGACAGAAGUUUUAAUGGAGAACUUUAGGCGAGCAAUAGGCUUGCGCAUAAAGGAAAUCAAAGAAGUGUACGAAGGGGAAGUAACAGAGUUAACACCUAUAGAAACGGAAAGCCCUACUGGGGGUUUCGGAAAAACGAUUAGUCACGUAAUUAUCAGUUUGCGCACUGCCAAAGGUGUAAAGCAGUUAAAGUUGGACCCAUGUAUUUACGAAAGUCUUCAAAAGGAGCAUGUUGAGGUUGGGGAUGUGAUUUACAUUGAGGCGAACUCAGGUGCAGUCAAACGACAAGGAAGAUGUGAUGUCUACACAGCGGAAUAUGACUUAGAGGCAGACGAGUAUGUUCCUCUCCCAAAGGGUGAGGUUCAUAAGAAAAAGGACGUUGUGCAGGAUGUCACACUGCAUGAUUUGGAUGUCGCUAAUGCCAGACCACAAGGAGGACAAGAUAUUGUCUCCAUGAUGGGUCAGCUCAUGAAACCCAAGAAGACAGAAAUCACAGAUAAACUAAGAAAAGAGAUCAACAAGGUUGUAAACAAAUACAUUGAUCAAGGUAUCGCUGAAUUGGUCCCUGGCGUGUUGUUUAUCGAUGAGGUACAUAUGCUGGAUAUAGAGUGUUUCACCUAUCUACAUCGAGCAUUGGAAUCAACAAUUGCACCCAUCGUCAUCUUUGCUACCAAUCGUGGAAAAUGUACGAUUAGGGGGACUGAAGAUAUUAUUUCUCCUCAUGGAAUCCCGCUAGAUUUACUCGAUCGUGUUAUGAUUAUACGCACUCUUCCGUAUUCUUGUGAAGAAGUUAUCCAAAUCCUACGAAUACGUGCACAAACCGAAGGUAUAAAAGUAUCAGAGCAAGCAUUUACAUGUCUUGCAACAGUUGCUACAGAUACAACUCUACGGUAUGCAGUUCAGCUUUUGACUCCAGCGUGUCGUCUUGCUCAGUUAGGUGGUCGAGAUGAAGUUGAACCUUCAGAUAUUGAAGAAGUGAGAUCUCUGUUUCUCAAUGCAAAACAAUCCGCUAAAAUACUUGCAGAACAUGAGAGUCAGUUCAUGCGGUGAACAUUUUAUCAUCAGAAUAUUAAAAUCGUUUUAUAGACGAAAAAUAUACAAAUAUUGAUCAAUUGUCUUUCGACUCUUCUACUCAAGUUCUUAAAUGAACUACUACUACUUGCUACUGGCAGGUGGAAAUAACAGAAAGCGCAUAGACGAAUGACUAGUAAAGUUUAGAUUAUUGUGCUAUGAGACAUGCAACCUUAUGGUCUGUGCAUAUGUAUGCGUUGCUACAGUCAACAGUCAUAUAUGACUAUUAGUGUAGUGUACGAACCCGUAUCUAGAUUGUCUACAUUCACGGGUGCCCACUGCUAAGAACUCCCGUAAUAGGUCGGGACACCUGUCAAAUUGUGAUGAAAACUACCUUAAAAUCAGUCAAUCCUCACAAACCAUCAACUGAACUAAAUAAUUUUGUGAUCAGAAACAGUGAUGUACUUCGGCUACACCGUCGUUUUGUCGGUUGACUUGAAUGGUAUGCCAUUGUGUAUUUUUUUUAAUUGGUUUAUUUCAGUACUCGCUACUCACAUUUCUGGGAUAAUACAAGAUCAUAUCUAGUCUUAUUAAAAAUCGUUGAUACCACACCCAGCCACGGGGAAAUUUGACUCUCACUGUAAAACUUCCAAGCUGAUCAUUCACCCUCACUGCAAGCAAGUUUGCCGAUGCAUCCAGUUAGGAUGAAACGGUUUUUACGCUAGUUAGCUUGGUUACUUUACAAAUGUUCACCAGUUAUACUUCGUUUGCUCAGUUG